GUUGCUGCCAUUGUGGCUUACGUCAAUGGUAGAGAUCGUCCGUUCGCUUACGUUAGCUCGUUUGGGAGGAGGUACUGCACAAGUUUGACCGCCAUUGUUUCGCCACUUUCUAAUAUAAUUUUAGUGUACUGAGAUUAAUUGUACCCAAAAGAAAGUAAGCCGAUACUGCUUACGUUGAGAAGUGAAACGAAGAGAAAACCGUCAAGAUCACUUGGUAACGAGAGUCCAAGAUCGACAGCCGUGAAGGGAACGUACGGAGAGGGAAGACGAGGAAGAACGCCUCCGCCAACGUAGCAUGUCCACAAUGAAUCCUGAGUACGAUUACCUUUUUAAACUCCUCUUGAUUGGAGAUUCUGGUGUUGGAAAGUCAUGUUUGUUACUUCGUUUUGCGGAUGACACAUACACAGAGAGUUAUAUUAGCACUAUCGGUGUUGACUUUAAAAUAAGAACCAUCGAUCUUGAUGGAAAAACGAUAAAGUUACAAAUAUGGGAUACUGCUGGACAGGAAAGAUUCAGAACUAUUACAAGUUCAUAUUAUAGAGGUGCUCAUGGCAUAAUUGUAGUCUACGACUGUACAGAUCAAGAUUCAUUCAACAAUGUUAAAGCAUGGUUAGAAGAAAUUGAUCGCUAUGCCUCCGACAAUGUUAACAAAUUAUUGGUUGGCAACAAGUGUGAUCUUACCGCCAAGAAAGUUGUUGAUUAUGCGAUUGCAAAGGAAUAUGCAGAUCAAUUGAAUAUUCCAUUCUUGGAAACGUCGGCAAAAAAUGCCAUGAAUGUUGAGCAAGCAUUCAUGACAAUGGCAGCAGAAAUUAAAGCAAGAGUUGGGCCUCCAUCUGGUACAGAAGCUGAUCCUGCUCAUAAAGUCAAGAUCAAUCAAGGCCGUGAUGUUGAUGCUCCAAAAUCUGGAUGCUGCUGAAACUCAAAAUAUUUUCACUCUCAAUUAACUAACCAAAAUAACAUCGUAAAGCAUCAACAGAACCCUGGCAAAUGGUUGAAUAAAUCAAUCUACGGGGAGAGCAUGACGAUGUUGGUCGAUGUCUUUGGUUGACAGAUUGAUAUGCCGAGGAAACUCAAGAAAUGGUUACAAGAAAAAAAGAGAGCGUGUGUGUGUUUGAUAGAACGAAAUCACGAAAGAAUGCCUUCAUCAUCUUCCCCAAGGACCACCAAUUUCAUUGUCGGGUUGUACAAAUUACAGAAAUCUUUUUAAAAUUAUUACUUUGCUCUUUAAGGAUAAAUAUAAAUUUAAAACAAAAAAAACUUGAACUAAACUCGUGGAUAAACUAAAACUAUUGAAUUAUUAUUAUUAUUAAUAUAAUUAUCAUCACACUAAGGUAGCAGUGGAAUCAAGUAAUUGUCUAUUCUUGAUUACAUUAACCCCGAGAAUUAUCGAUCGUGUUAUAUAAAAGGUGCGAUUGAGUGAUUAAAAAAAUUUGAUAAGUAAAUAAACCAAACUUAAUAUUUCGUGUAUGAUUGUGAAUAAGUUGUAGUGGAAAAAAAUUGCAAGCACCUUUUUUUUAGCCUAAUUAUAAUGUGUAUAGAUAGAUUUUUUCAAAACGCAGUGGCAAUUUACAUCCUUCGUUUGUUUUUUUUUCAAUCUUAUGGUUAAUAAUAAUUAACUUACAUAUAUUUAAUCUCAUCCAUGUCCUUAUUAUUUUUAUUUCUACAAACGAACGGAUGUGAAAUGUGCGUUGUGCGUGUCGUGUGAAAAACAACAAAACGGCAAUCUGCUUUUUAAACAUUAUAUAUAUAUAUGAUUUAAAGACGCACGUAAUUAUAGAGAGUAAAUAUUUGUUUAAAAAACAAAAUUAACAUUUUGCAAGGUCUCUACAAUAAUAAAUGAAUUUGUUCUGAAUGAGAUCAUAAUACCCCUGAGAGUAAAGAAAAAAUUGAUUUUUCUCCUGGACUUUGUUUAAUCCUAGACUUGUUCAUCAAUGACGCUAAAAUAAUGGAUUUUUUUGUAAACAUAAUAGAUUUACAGCCUUAUAGCUUAUAUUAUUGCUAUUUUAUAUUUUAAAGUUAAUUAAACAAAUAAAUUAGCAAUUUGUUUAUGAUUAUUUAUAGUUAUAACAUCUUAUAAUGCCUUGAAGAUCACAAGGGAAGUAUAUGCUAAACUUUAUUUGCUUUUAUCGAUAAAGUUGAAGGGAUUUAUAUAUAUGAGCAUUUUUUAUUUUUCCAUUGUGCACGUCUUUCAAUUGUGUUGUACGAGUUAUGGAUAAUAUAUUAUGCAUUAUAGGGUCAUUCACGAAUUAUUAUAUUACAUGUAUGAUAAUUGUAGUUAGUAUACAUAGCCAAUAAAAAAAAAGAAAAAUUACGAA
This is a messenger RNA of Chelonus insularis, 2315 nucleotides long. It is a transcript of the gene Rab1, whose product is annotated as RAS oncogene family member Rab1. Gene Ontology annotation, biological process: vesicle-mediated transport. Gene Ontology annotation, molecular function: GTPase activity; GTP binding. NCBI's taxonomy places the organism in Eukaryota, Metazoa, Arthropoda, Insecta, Hymenoptera, Braconidae. The transcript has 4 exons. Bases 296 to 916 code for a protein of 206 amino acids. The record is from RefSeq and is a predicted model, not a curated record.